AAGACAACUCGUUUUGGCAGUCGCUUAGUCUUCAGGCAGAGACACACACGUUGCUCUUUAGGAUUUAUUACCGAGCACAACUUGGAACAGGCACUCAAAUAUCAGAGUAGCCACAGUGUUGCUUGAAAGGAGCACAGCUGAGAGCACUGAGGACUGUGAGCAGAGCCUUCUGAUCCAAAAUAUACCAAGAUGAAGGUGAUGAAGUCGAAAGUGACAGAUAAAUCUGCCGAAGGGCAGAAGGUGGAAGGUGCUGGGGGUGCUAUGGAAAAGCCCCACCACAAAAAAGUCAAGAAAUUCAGAUCAAAAGUCCCCGGAGUUAUGAUCACGCAGUAUGUGGAGGAAAUACCAGAGGGGAAAAGCCACCCUGACUUCACACGCAAGCCCAUCGCAUUAACUAUUCAGGAGGGCAAGUUCGGGGUGUUCAAAGCCAUUGUGUAUGGUGAACCUACACCCAACGUGACAUGGAACCGAGCAAAUGGAAAGAUAGACGAUCCAGCGAAGUUCCAGAGCAAGUAUGACGAGGCGUCUGGUGAACACACCCUAGAGAUCCCCAAAGUAUGUGCAGAAGAUGCCGACACCUACAAAUGCUUUGCAACAAAUGAGUAUGGAAAGGCUGUUUGCACUAUCCAGCUGAAUGUCAUUGAAGUUGGAUUCAAAAAGACGAAGGAAUUAGCCAAGUCCAAAGAAGAACAAGAAGCAGUCAAACCUGGGUCUUUUAGAACAAUGUUGAAGAAGCGCAGGGGAGAUGCCCAUGAGCAAAAGCCACUCGAAUCUGAAGAGAAAGUUUGGGAGAUCCUGAUGAGUGCCGACAAGAAAGAUUAUGAACAAAUCUGUGCUGAGUACGGCAUCACUAAUUUUCGUGGGAUGCUGACAAAACUGGCUGAAAUGAAAAAGGAGAGAGAGGUUGAACAGGCACAGUUUAUUGAACAUAUCAGUUCGCUCAAACACAUCGAAGUCAAUGCUGAUGAAAAUGCAACGUUUGAAAUUGACAUGGAUCUUAAAGAUGCCAGCAGCAGAAUUUUCCUCUACAAGGAUGGUGUUAUGGUUCCUUACACCGUUGAGAUGGAAGAAGAAAUGAAGCACCAACUGAAACGAGUUGGCAAAAAAUUCAUUUUCACGAUCAAAAAUCUAGACCCGGAAGAUGCUGGUCUCUAUUCAGUGGAUGUAGAGGGAGUUAAUAUCUUCUCUACGGAUUUCAAAAUUCCACCUGUAAAUUUUGCGGUCAAAAUUCAGGAGGUGAAGGCAGAAGAAAGACAAGAUGCCAUCUUUCAGUGUGUCUUAACGGCACCUAUGGCUGAGAUUAAUUGGAUGGGCAAGAGUGCCCCGAUAGAAAAUGAUGACAAAUUUGAAAUCACAGUGUCUGAAGACAAGCUCAUCCACAAGUUGUUAGUGAAGGAUUGUCAGCCUUUGGACGCUGGUAUCUACGCAGCUGUGGCAGGUAUCCAUUCCUGCAAUGCCUGGCUUGUGGUGGAAGUUGACAAGAACCCUGCGAACAAAGGCAAGAAGAUAGCUCGCAAAACAACCCAGGCUGGAGGAGGUGAUUUGGAUCUGGAGAAAAUAGCAAAGGAGCAGGCGGAAAAACACAAGAAAGACAUGGAAGAGAGGUUGGCGGAAGCAAAGAUAAAGGCUGCCGAGAGAGGCGUCACUGACGCAGCCACCCAGGCUGAGAAAGAGGCCGCUGAUGCAGCCUCCAAAGCCGCCAGAGAGGCAGCAAGGGCUGCGGAAGCUAAGGCUAAGGCUAAGGCAGAGAAAAAAGCUGCUAAAUUAAAAGAUGCUAAGGAGAAAGCAAAGGCAAAGAAGAAGGCCUCAGGUGGUGGAUCUGCAGGAGGUGGGGCUGCAGGUGCAGGAGCUGCAGGUGCUGCAGGUGCUGGUGCUGCAGGUGCUGGGGCUGCAGGUGUUGGAUCUGCAGGUGUUGGGGCUGCAGGUGGUGGGGCUGCAGGUGUUGGGGCUGCAGGUGGUGGUGCUGCAGGUGGUGGUGCUGCAGGAGGUGGGGCUGCAGGUGGUGGAGCUGCAGGGGCUGAGGGAGAUGCUGGAUCUGGAUCGGACUACGAUGACAUAGUAGUAAGCACAGAUGAGUCUGAUGAGGAAGAUGGAGCCACAAAAACAAAGCGUGUGAGAAGCGGCCAAGUUGUUCCAGACACGUUCAUAGAUGAUGAUGAGGAAGCUUCAAGUGAGCAAUCGGGGAAACGUGGGAAACGCACAAGGCAAGGCCCACUGCUCAAGGAAGAGAUUGUUGGAAAGACAAAUAGUAAUGGCACAGCCAAAGAUGCCAAAGUCCAAAAAAGAAAGGCAAAGAGCGGAGGUGGUGCUGCCGGGCAAGCAAGCGGUGGUGCGUCUGCCAACAAUGGUGAGGCUGCAAGUGGCGAUGAGGCUUCAAGUGCCGAUGAGGCCAACGAGCCAGCAGAAGCUGCUAAGCGUGGCAAGCGCACAGGCCGCACAAGGCCAGGCCCAAUUCUUCAGGAGACGGUCAUUGACCCUGGCGUUCACUUCAACCUUGGGCUUUCUGACGUCACCGCCAUAGUGGGAGGCCCGGCCGAACUUGUCUGUAAGCUGAGCAAGGAAAAUGUCGAUGGGGUAUGGUACCUGAAUGGAGAGGAGAUUCAACCCGAUGAUGUUCUUACCAUGUCUAAAGAUGGAUUCUUCCAAUCCCUGAAAAUCAGCAAAAUCUCAGAGGACUAUGCUGGAAAAUACAAAUUUGAGGCAGAUGGGCGUAAAACAGAGGCCAUGAUUGUUGUUGAAGAUCCACCUAGAUUCGACACAGAGGAAUUGAAAAAGUUUACUGUCCCAAUCAUUACUAAAAAAGGUCAAAAAGCCACUUUCAAGAUACCAUUUGUGGGUCGGGAUCCAAUGAAGAUCCAAUGGUACCAUGACGGCGAGGAGCUAUCAGACGACACAAACAUCAAGAUAGAGCACGGAGAGGGUUAUAGUCAACUAACUCUUAACAAGUUACAGCGCAAAGACACUGGAGAAAUCAAGUUCAAACUCAAAAAUGAGUUUGGAACUGUUGAGGCCUUUGCGAAGAUCAUUGUAACUGACAAGCCCACCCCUCCCUUGGGACCUCUGGAGAUUAUUGAAGCCUCUCAAAAUGCCAUUGAGGUGAAGUGGAGGUCCCCAAAGGAUGAUGGUGGCUGUAAGAUACUAAACUACAUCCUGGAACGUCAACAGAUAGGCCGCAACACCUGGAAGAAGCUGGGUCCGAUCGGUCCAGAGGCCCACUACAAGGACAGUGAUGUGGACCAUGGCAGGAGGUACUGUUACAAAAUCAGGGCCGACACUGAGAUGGGCAGCAGUGAGUUGAUGGAGACAGAGGAUGUCCAGGCUGGCACAAAAGCAUACGCUGGACCCCCUUCUGCACCCAAAGUGGUCAGUGCCUUCAAGGACUGUAUCACUCUGACAUGGAAUCCCCCUUCCAACACUGGAGGAACCAACAUUCUGGGAUAUAACAUGGAGAAACGCAAGAAGGGAAGCAAUCUUUGGAGCCCUGUCAAUCCUGCAGAUGAUAAGAUUAAAGAGAAGGAGUUUGGUGUGAAGGACGUGAUAGAGGGUAUGGAAUACGAAUUCCGUGUGGCAGCUAUCAACAACUCUGGAGCUGGUGAAUUUGGCACUCCGUCUGAGUUUGUGUUUGCCAGGGAUCCAAAAAAGCCCCCCGGUAAAGUCAUUGACCUGAAGGUGACAGACUCCACCUACACCACCUUGUCCCUGGGUUGGACUAAACCAAGGGAGAAAGCGGGGGUUGAGGAUGAAGCCAAGGGAUUCUUCGUGGAGAUUAGACCAGCAGAAAGUCCAGAGUGGGACCGCUGUAACAAUAACCCCAUCAACAUGACCUCCUUCACAGUGAAAGGCAUGAAGUCAAUGGCAAUGUACUGGGUGAGAGUGAUCGCCACCAAUGACGGGGGAGAAGGCAAGCCGCAAGAGCUGGACAACUACAUCCUGGCUAUGCCUCCCCCUGUCAGGCCUAGAUUCACUGAUCAAAAAGUCAAGAGUUUCAUGGUGGUACAAGCAGGGAAUUCUGCACGAUUCAACAUGAACUUUGAGGCCUCCCCUUGGCCAGAUGUUACCUGGAUGAAGGAUGGCAUGCCUGUGUCCAAACGGGUUACCAUCAGUAAUGCUGAAGGGGCAUCCCAACUUUUGAUUCCUUCUUCAGAGCGCUCAGAUACAGGAAUCUAUACCAUUAUGGUCAAGAAUAUCGUUGGCCAGGAGACAUUCAGCAUUGAGAUCAGAGUUACAGACGAGCCCAAACCUCCAGGUCCUGUGGAGGUAGAUGAGAACGUACCGGGCACAGUUACCAUCUCCUGGUCACCAUCUCCCGAUGAGAAGAGGGAUGACAGGCUGCACUACCUGGUGUCGAAACGUGACUCAAGCAAGAGAACGUGGCACACAGUGGCAGACCACAUCUUUAACAACAAGUUCACAGCCUGUAACAUCAUGCCUGGCAGAGAGUACCAGUUUCGUGUCUAUGCCAAGAAUGACAUGGGCUCUUCUCAACCCUCAGAAUCACCAAAGUGGGAAAUCACAAGCAAAAAAGAAAGGUUUGUGCUGGACAGGCCAGAGACUAAGACCUGCAACCUAGAGCGUCCUCCCAAGUUCCUUGUCCCGUUGAAAAUGCACACCGCACCACAAGGUUAUGAGUGCUACAUGAGCUGUGCUGUCAGAGGGGACCCAACACCCCAUGUCACAUGGUACCGUAAUAAUAUCAGCCUCAACACCAACACCAACUACCUAAUCUCCAACACCUGUGGGGUCUGCUCCAUGCUCAUACUGAGGGUUGGACCCAAGGACACUGGAGAGUACAAAAUCAUCGCAGAGAACCACCUGGGCAGGGCAGAGUGUUCCACUAAGCUCACUGUCUCAGAUUAGAUUGCCAUUAAAAAGAAGACAAUCAUGCCCUUAUUUUUUUUCAAAUAGCCAAAAGGAAAACUUCAUCCAAAAACGAUAUGUUAGUAUUUGUUUCAUUAGCCCAUUGUUGACAUAGUCCCAUAUUAUUUUGCUUAUAAACAAUCAGGUUUUCAAGAUAUUCAACUUUCAAAAUACAGAUAUCAUCCUCCGUAUGAUUAAUUUUGUAUCAUAUGAUGCUGCUUUUUGUAUCUCAUGAUGCAAAAUGCAUCAUACAGGGUUGAUUUCUGUAUUUUGAAUGUGACAUAUCUUGAAAAUUUGAUUGCUGACAACCAAAAUAGUUUAGGACUAUGUCAACAAUGGGCGAAUGAAACAAAUACAAAAACAUAGUUUUGGGGUGGAAUUUUCCUUUCACAGAAGUCCUCUGUUGUUUUCCACUUCUGUGUAGAAAUGACAUUUGUAUAUUUUAAGUUCAGUGUUCCCUGUAUCACAUUUUACAUAAGACUAUUCUACAUUCUGGGUGCUGCAUAUGUUUGAAGAUCUCAGGUUGAGUACAAUACAAUGCAUCACUCUUUGAAUUAAGGCGAGACCAUUAUGUAACGUAACAACAGUGUUCAAUAAUCAAAGCAGCCUAAAAGCAAGUCAUGAAUAGUGUUGUGUUUGUGUUUUUGUUUUUUUCUCAAAGUGAAAUAUUGGUAUAGGAAAGAUGAUUGGAAAUUGAAAUGAUGCAUGUUGCUCUUGUUUUCAGUGGCUUUUGAGUAAAUUUGAUUUAGAAAAUGAACAGUAAAAACAAGCAGAGAGAGAGAGAUCAAGGUUUACUGGCGCAAACAUUCAAAUGAGAACUGCAAAUGCGUGGCUGUGUUUCAUUAACUUCAAAGGUAAUUACUCAUUUGUGAAAUGUGUUUUGCUGUGAAAUGUGAAAUGUGUAAUGCUGAAUUGCCCAUUUUUUUCUUUGAAAACUAGAAUAAAUAUUUGUUGUCUAUAGUGUUUGUUUUUGUCUUUAAUGAUUAAACUAAAUGUAAAAUGUUUAAUAUAAUAGAACUUAAUCAAUCUACUAUCUUCAACUAAUCACAAUGUAGAAGUAAAACAUACAAUGGAUCUGAAUGGUGUGUUGUAAAAGAGAUAUUUUUAUGUUGGCUACGCUAUUUACAAGAGCUUGGUGUAAAUACAUAUUUCAAGCUCAUAUGAUGUAGGAAGUUUGAAUUCGAAAUGUUUGAACAGGAGAGUCAAUUAAAAUCAGUGAUUAUUCGUUUAA
Molecule: messenger RNA, 6088 nt
Organism: Oncorhynchus mykiss (rainbow trout)
Lineage: Eukaryota; Metazoa; Chordata; Actinopteri; Salmoniformes; Salmonidae
Product: immunoglobulin-like and fibronectin type III domain-containing protein 1
Biological process (GO): sarcomere organization
Cellular component (GO): M band
Molecular function (GO): protein binding
Source: RefSeq, a predicted model, not a curated record